AUGGGAGCAGCCGGUGGAGGCUGGUCUAAUGAGGCCAUUCGACAGGUCCCUGCCCCAGCAAAGAGGGCCUAUAUCUGGCUCGCUGUCAUCUGGGCCUCUUAUUGUGGUGGUCUCCAUGGCUUUAACACAGCCAAUAUUUCUGGGACUAUGAGUCUCAAGCCAUUCAAACGAGACUUUGGCUGGACAGAUCUCCCCGUCUUGGUAGUCUCCAACUACUCUGGCUGGGUGGUCUCCUCGAUGCUUCUGGGUCAAACUGUCGGUGUUCUGUUGUCUGGGCCAUUGGGCGAGCGCCGUGGACGAAAGUCCGUAGUCAUGGCCGCAGCUAUUUUCUACACGAUUGGUGCCAUUCUAAUGGCCGCGAACUUUGGUUCUCUCGCAGAAUUGCUUGUCGGUCGAGUCCUCUCCGGCGUCGGAUCCGGCCUUGGAAUGACAGCAGGCACUAUCUACAUUUCUGAAGUCGCUCCAACCGAGAUGCGAGGAAUGAUGACCACCUUCUAUAACAUUAAUAUCAUGAGCGGUGUAGCUGGCAGUUACUGGAUCAACUAUGGUUCCCUCGAAAUCAUCCCGGUCCAAUCCAGCUGGCAGUGGCGUACGACUCUGGUCUUGCAGCUGAUUCCUUCAGUUGUCCUCUUUAUUGGAUGGCCAUUCUUUCCUGAAAGUCCUCGAUAUCUUAUGAUGAGGGGACGAGAGGAAGAAGCACAUGCCAGUUUGCUCCGUCUUCGUGGCUUGGAACCUACCGAUAGCUACUUCUCUCGCGAGUGGGAUGAACUAAAAGGCCGUGUGAACGCAAACACAGAAGUCCAAUCGGCUCUGAUAGCAUUCAAGUCUCUUAUUGGAUCCUGCAUUACCGAUCCUCCAACUCGCAAGAUGCUCAUAUUCGUCAUCAUAAUCCAGACCUUCUUCAUCAUGAGCGGUGGCAACUCGAUCACAUAUUAUGCGCCGACGAUUUUGAAAACAAUCGGCCUGGACUCAGAGCAAGUCCUUUUAUUCAGUGCUGUGUACGGCCUCAUCAAAGUUAUCAGCGUUUUCCUCUAUGCCUUCUUCCUGACCGAUCGUUUCGGCCGCCGCCCAUUACUCCUCAUUGGCUCCGCCAUCAACACCGUGUGUCUGCUAUAUCUCUCAGUCUAUCUCGGUGUAUCCGACCUCUCCAGUUCAUCUGAUAGUCCGUCGCCAGCAGCAUGGGUGGCCAUCGUGGCCAUCUGCAUCUUCGCAAUCGGCUAUGGAUUUGGUUGGGCGCCAGCCUUCUCUCUGACAGCGUCUGAAAUCUGCCCAACCUCAAGUCGAGGUACUGUCGUGACGAUUGCUUUUAUUUACCAGAAUCUGCUCAAUUUUGGAAUUUCUCGUGGUUUCCCAAACAUGACCGAGACAAUGCAUGCAUGGGGUCCUUUUUCACUUUUCACUGCGUUUACGGGAUGUGCCACUGUAUGGGUGUUUGUAGCUUUCCCUGAGUGCAAGGGUCGGAGUAUGGAGAGUGCACAAUCAUUGUUCUCCUUGCCUUGGUACAAGAUCGGAUCUGUUAAACUACCUGCUGUUGAUGAGCAAACCGCCAAUUUGGAUAUCAAUGUGGACGUGGAGAAAGCAACAAGCAGUGAACAUGAAGAGAAUGUCGAGUCGGGGAGUGUGAGGAAGAUCUGA
Messenger RNA from Penicillium roqueforti, 1635 nucleotides. RefSeq names its product sugar porter family MFS transporter. Gene Ontology annotation, biological process: carbohydrate transport; transmembrane transport. The coding region runs from base 1 to 1635 and encodes 544 amino acids. Gene Ontology annotation, molecular function: carbohydrate:proton symporter activity. Gene Ontology annotation, cellular component: membrane. The transcript is spliced from 2 exons. Lineage: Eukaryota; Fungi; Ascomycota; Eurotiomycetes; Eurotiales; Aspergillaceae. The record is from RefSeq and is a predicted model, not a curated record.